GGUUACCGUGGGAGCCACUCACAGCGACACAGGUCCGAGGAGGAAGAGAUGGCCACCCAACAGAACUUCAGUGCCGCGACUCUGUCGUUUCUGCUUGUGUUCGGGUUGUUUGCGGCGUUUGUCCCGGUCGAUGCUUCCGUGGACCGGACGAAGACGGUGGAGUUUAACGUUAAACCGGGAGGAGUGGUGCACACGUUCACCGAGGCGGUUAGGGAGUAUGAGUGCUCAUUCACUUACGCUUCACAAGGGGGAACCAAUGAGCAAUGGCUGAUGAGUGUGGGUCUGAGUGAUGACGACAGCUUGUUUUCCUGCACCGUGUGGCGGCCCCAGGGGAAAUCUUACCUGUUUUUCACUCAGUUCAAAGCUGAACUGAAAGGAACCAAAAUUAAAUAUGCCAAUGCAUUUUCUCAGACGGCGUCUGCAGGACAAAGUGACGUGCCUUUGAAGCCGGAGGAAUUUUUCAUAGGAGACUCAACAGUGACCCACAGAGAUGGAAAAUUCAGCGCUCAGCUCUCCAAGCUGACCGCCAUUGGACAGACGCGACACAAUGAGCUGUAAUUGGUCCGAAGUCUGAUGCGGCUUUCAGGUGUCGAGCUCUGAGUCGUGCCGCUGUGUAUUCAAUGAAGGAUGGGUUUGUAGGAGAAGCAACCAAAAACUGACGUAUGAUGAUACAGAUACUGUAUGUGAGUAAAUUAAUCACCUGGCAUGUUAUCGCAAUGGAUUUGAAAAUGCUGCUGUGGACAUGAGACAGCGAGGCCUCGGUUUAGUGUUAUCAUGUUCUACGACAUAAUGUCCUGAUUUAAAUUCUGCCAUAAGAUAAAGUGCUUCCAUCGUUAUUACUUAGUUUCUGAGGCUAUAAUAUUUACAGAGAGCAAAUCUGUUAUGAUUCACUGGGGUCGUAUCUGAAUGUACUGAGGAUUGGUGUCUGGGGCUUGUAGGGUAAAGAUAACUCUUCUAGAGUAGGGAGGGUUUUAUUUGUCUCGUGUAAUCCUGAGAGCAAAGGGAAUAAUCUCCAAUGACGUCAUCGCACUGUUAUAAACAAUUACAUUUUCCUCCAAUCUUGUUCUGUUCUGAGCUCCUCGCUCUCGCCUUCUGUUUCUAUUUGUCUGUUGGAUAACUGUAAAUACAUUUUAUCCCAUGAAUCGCCA
Pseudoliparis swirei is the source of this 1148-nucleotide messenger RNA. RefSeq names its product myeloid-derived growth factor (gene mydgf). The transcript is spliced from 6 exons. Gene Ontology annotation, biological process: positive regulation of angiogenesis; positive regulation of endothelial cell proliferation. The record is from RefSeq and is a predicted model, not a curated record. The coding region runs from base 49 to 558 and encodes 169 amino acids. Lineage: Eukaryota; Metazoa; Chordata; Actinopteri; Perciformes; Liparidae.